Schistosoma bovis is the source of this 4419-nucleotide messenger RNA. The record is from the annotation of a GenBank genome assembly. Lineage: Eukaryota; Metazoa; Platyhelminthes; Trematoda; Strigeidida; Schistosomatidae.
AAAACGGAAAGCAUCUGAUCAAUUAUUCGAAAAGUAGUCUGUAUAGCUUUUCAAUUAUUAUUUCAUUUACGUAAGUUCACAUUUUAUUGAACGUUGUAAACUCUGGUCAUUCUUUUGAUUUCUAACGAAUCGAUGGCUCGUGCACCGCAUCGUAGUGGGCCUCUGAAACAGCAGAAUAAAAAGCAUAAAGGAGCUAGGAAAUCUUCAGAUAAAAACCCAAAGCCACAUGGCGUAACAAAAAACAAGGUAUUAUGCCAGUGUUAUUGGAUCAGAGUAAUAAUUAUUUUGUCACAAAUAGAAAUUUAUUUUUGUACUAAUUAGUACUCGACUCAGUGGUAAUGUCACAAAAUUGUUGUCGUUUCUAAAUAAUUGAUGAUCCAAAAGACCCCCUACGUUAUGCUACGUAUUUUGAUACUUGAGACUAUAUUGUAAAUUGAUCACGUAAGCAGUUUUCUUGGAGUUAGUGACUGCCACGUAGUAAACGCGUUAGUGCAUGUAUUCACAAUGUAAAUAUUACUACCCUUAGCUGGUUUCUCAUUCUGAAGACUGUACGUCAACAUGAAUAUAAUUUGAUCUACAGUGCUCUUGAUGAUAGAAGUGGUUUACAUAUAAAUACAAAACGAAUGAUUGGCAACAAAUAACAACCGCUAACUAAUUCUAUCGUACUCAGUUUUUACCGAGCCAGGUUUUUUAUCUUUAUGUGUUACUGAUGUUUUACAGAUAGAGAUCUGGAAGUCAAUACUGUAUCAUGACAGACAAUUGGAACUAGCAUGUUUUUUCUGUCUACUUAAAGACGUUGUAGUAAUCAGGUCAAAAAUCCGGCCGUAAAUUUAGUCAUUAAUUUGGCCGGUUGUCUGUUAUUAGGUUCUUCAAAUUUCCAAAAUAUGUGUUCGUUUAUAUGGUUUCGAGAGUACUUUUUAAGGCCUUUUUUCUAACUUCACCAUUUUUCCAUCAAAUUUUGUUUUCUAGUCCACUGCCAAAUUAAUCCGUCCAUUUUCUCACUUAGAGAUUAUUUUCAUAUACUAUCGCACAAUGCUAAAGAACGGUUCAUACAUAUAUCAUAAAAUCUGUAAGUACGAGAUCGAUCCCUAAAGGUUUUGGAAACAAAAUUAUUGCUUUCUUAAGCACAUAUCACAAAAAUAAAGAAAACUAGACAGUAGAUAUUGUUUGGUAUUUUCCCCUAACUUAUAAUUCUCGUUGCUUUUUUCAUAUGAUUGUGUUUAAAAUGUUCAUGAAUAUCAACUAAUUAUAUGCAAUUUGAGUAGUGGUAUAUACUUACUGGACAUUCCUCUCAGCAAGAAGUUUAUGACUUCUUUUGACAAAAUUUAAUGUCUUUAGAAGAGCGCUCGAAUCUGUGUUCAAGAAUUUAACACUAUAGGGGAAUUUUCAGCGUAUUUAUUACUAGUGCGUAGACUUUAGGAACGGAUGUUAUUCCCAAACUUAGUAAAUCUAAUUCUUCUACUGUCAUCAUAAAAGAACCACUCUCUCAAAUAGAUCAAAACAAUCAACAAUGGAAAUCAGCCCUGAUAAAUGUAAGUUUAUGUAAACGAUGCUGAAGUCCAGAAUUACAUUGUUUAAUAGAUCCACAACGUUGAAGCACCAGCUUCAUGUGAUACUGAAUAAGGACCAACGGCGCUUACUCUCCAAGCAACUCCGCAUACAAAAGAGAUUAGAGGUAAAAAAUCUUGAAGCAUCUCGUGGGACUAAGGGAAAUCCUAUAGCUUGUGUUUUGAUUCCUUUAUCGUCCUCAGUACCUACACACUUAGCCCAACUUUUAUUUCAAACAUGUGAACCAAAUACUGAGGUUAUAAAAAAGCCGGAUUGUUUGCAAAAUGUAGUCACUAUUCGCUCUCAAAUCCUCAAUAAAUACUUUAAUCUCAUUUGUGCUUACAGUGAUGAUCUUUUCGGUUGUCUCGACCUCGCAAAUUUCGCAGACUGGCUUGUUCUUUUAGUUCCAAGUAAUCCCUCAGAGAUUCCUGAUUCUGUUCAUGAGUUACUCACUGCCAUAUAUGCUCAAGGUUUUACAAAUGCUUCCUAUGCGGUUCUUUCUUCCAAUUCAAAUCUUAAAGAGUUAAAACAGAUUCUAGAGUAUAGGUUUCCAGUCCCCGAAUCGACGAUUCACCAACUAAAUUCAAGCGCCAAUGCUCUAAACCUCCUGCGGCAUAUUGCCUCAACCAAUCCGUCAAGUUUCCAUGUUAAAGGAAAGAAUGCAAAAGUGGCUGGACAGUCUACAGUGGCGCACACUGGAGCACGCUACCGAACUCGCUUACUUGUUGACUCUAUUGAACUAAUUUCUGAAAAUAAUGCUCAUGACGAUAUCACAAAAUCCGAGGUAUCAGUAUGUCUUCGUGGCCACCUACAUGGAGCACCAUUGAUUUUGUUCGAGGAGUUAGAGCAAAAUGGUUCUGCACUUGUUGGCCCUCAUGUGCAUUUGACUGGUUGGGGUGAUUUUCCUUUGAUAGAGGCUAAAUGGAUUGAUAACUAUCACUUACAACAGACGUGGCAAAUCUCAGAUCUUAACACCGUUGAAAAUAUAUCAACAAAAUACAUACCUCCAUCUACGUCAGUCAAUCUCACAAAUGAGAAUGAAGAUUGUGAGGAGGACUCUCUGUCAGAUGAAAUGUCUGUUGAUGAUUCACAUGAGUCAACAAGUGAAAACCAAUGGAAUGCAACGGAAGCGAUAUCUGAUCAUUUAGAAUCUGAGUUAUCUGGAAAUUCUGAUAUAGAAUGUGCUUCGAUAGCAAGUCAUACCGCUCAUACAAUGGCAGCCAGCGCUACCUCUACGUUCUCAUCUGCUCAGUUAGCAAAAUUCCGGGCUGCCAGAAUGGAAGAAAUGUUUCCGGAUGAGGUUGAAACCCCUUCAAACAUACCUGCUAGUGAACGGUUUGUAAAGUACUGUGGUCUUCCUCGUUUCCAAGGUAGCGUGUGGCCAGCAGAAAAGAAUUGGUUACCCAAACAUUAUCAAAAUAUCGCCUGCUUCAGAAACUAUCACCGUAAUAGGCGUACUAUGAUUCGUUAUAUUGAAAAAAAAUUAGCAGACUUUCAAUCAGCAUAUAAAUCAACAGGGAACGUCGUCAAGUACAUUCCGUCUGGUGUGGAUGUCGAGCUUCUGCUACAGCCUGUUUCACGGGAUCUUGGUGAAUCGAUAUUGUCUCACCACACGUUCCCUCAACCUAACGAAGCCAGAAAACCUUCUGAUCCAAGACCUCAUCCACUUAUAGUUUGGUCACUCUUACCUCAUGAAACUCAAAUGUCAGUCUGCCAUUUUACAAUGUUUCGGCGUGCUUCCGCUAUCCACGCUGUUUCAGAUUUGGCGGUUAUUGCAAACGCUGCAAAUAAAAUUACCGAGUCAUCAUCAAAAGAUAAUGGGAUUUGUGCGCUAGAGUUUGGUGAGGAGGCUUCAACACAGGUAGAACGAGAAGAUAAGUCAAUACAUGAUGCCCUCAUUAGUCACCGUUACAAAAUCGACGGAAAAAAAAGUGGAAAAGCGCUAUACGAUCCAAAGAUGCCUAUACCUCUUGAAGCGGAACCAAUUAAAUCGAAAGAUCUGAUGCUUAUUCAGGCUGGGAUUCGGCGUUUUGUGGCAGCUCCGAUUUAUUCUACACCAAGUAAUCCUCGUGAAAAAGCUAAAUUUGAGUCGUUUUUUCCUGCUUCAGAAAAUUCCACUGUAGCGACUGUUUAUGCACCAGUGAUGUAUUCUCCUGUGAAUGUUUUACAGUUUAGGAUCAGAGUAACAGAGGAUGAAGAUGGGGAACUAUCUUCACCAUACGUCGGUGAAUUGGUGGCAACAGGGUCUCUGAGAUCAGUCGACCCCAGUCAUUUAAUUAUCAAGAGGAUUUUUUUGUCAGGUCAUCCAUACAAGAUUAACCAGCGUCAUGUAGUUGUCCGAUAUAUGUUCCAUAAUCCAGCGGACGUGCUUCAUUUUCAGCCUGUACAGUUGCAAACAAAGAGCGGAGCUGUUGGGCAUAUAAAGGAACCUGUUGGAACUCAUGGUCAUAUGAAAUGUGUUUUCGACCGACCUAUUCUGGCAAACGAUGUAGCUUUAAUGCCUUUGUACAAGCGAGUGUUUCCAAAAUAUGUUUACGAACCAGUAGUUUCUAAGUACCUCGACAAUAACGAUAGAAGCAAUGAUUAUGUUGUCGCUGACAGCGGUCACUCCAGAUAUGUAAGCUCAGAUGUACUUCAACUAAGAAAAAAAAGUGUUUCCAGUGCUUCACAGGAGAAAAUGGACCAAGACGAAUCAGCCUUAUUUGCUUAAUAUAAUUUGUAAAUACUAUUCACUUUUUUGCCGGAUAUUGUAAAACCGCUUAGUAAAUUUAACAGCCGUUUUGGACGUACAAUCAUUGUUCCAGACAGCAGUAUUUCACAGAUACCUAUCCACAGUAAAACAGUCGAAAAUUAGAGGUUGCAUAGAUUCAG